AAGAAGAAGAGAGAAGUUCUCCCGCCACAGAGACGUCACUGAGGGAGAACGACUGCUCCAAACACCCAGCAGCAUCAUGUCUGCAGAGCUGGACCUGUCCCCUCCAGAAGUCCCUGAGCCCACCUUCCUCGAGAGCGUGCUGCGCUACGGCCUGUUUCUGGGCGCCAUCUUCCAGUUUAUCUGCAUCCUGGCUAUUUUCCUCCCCAUAUCCAAGGGGCAUGAACAGGAUGAGCCCGAGUCCACGGACAGUAAAGCUGCUGAGCAGAUAAAGAAACCUAAAGGAGGAGCUCCUCAGAUUCGACAGAAGCCAAAGAAAGAGAGCAAGAAGAAGCGAUAGAAAGCUGUGGGUGUGUGUGUGUGUGUGUGUGUGUGUGUGUGAGAGUGCUUGUGUGUAUCACUACACGUGUAUGAGAAACUGUCUUACUACAACACUAAAAUAUAUUGUUCUUACUUUGAGAGACUUCAGAAUGAACUUUUUCCUGUUCAACAUCAACAUAGCACUACAUGGUGUUUGUGGCCUGCAACGUAUUUUUAUUGGCUAAAUGUUUUUGCAUUAGUUUCAUUUAUGAACAUCAUUGAUUGAAUUAUAUUUUAACUGUAACAGACAAUUAAAUGCACUAUACAGUCA
Molecule: messenger RNA, 628 nt
Organism: Pleuronectes platessa (European plaice)
Lineage: Eukaryota; Metazoa; Chordata; Actinopteri; Pleuronectiformes; Pleuronectidae
Gene: manbal
Product: mannosidase beta like
Exons: 3
Coding region: 77-337 (86 amino acids)
Cellular component (GO): membrane
Source: RefSeq, a predicted model, not a curated record